UUUACUUUUUAGUUGUCAUUUUGAAUUGUGGGAGUAUGGUACUGCUUGUGAAUAAAAAAACAAAUUACGCUAUAAAACUGAAACAAUACCGCGUAUUAUCAGGGAAUUACCUGAAAGACGCUUUGCAAAACAAUAUUUUAAAAUUUUAGGGCAAGAGAGGAUGUCUUUAAUUUAUAUUGUUUUCAAAUAACAAAACAUUAUUUCACAUCGUUCGUCAUGGCUCGCUUCCUGUCGGAGGAUAAAUUAAAGGGUUUCGAGAAAUACAAAUACAACUCGGUGGACACCAGCGUACUCAGUAACUAUGUUAUGCACCCGUUUUGGAACUGGUGUGUUCAGUUUUGUCCAGUGUGGGUGGCUCCAAACCUGCUGACCUUCACAGGUUUUCUUCUCACUGUGCUGAACUUCUUCGUAUUCUCGUAUUAUGACUAUGGAUUCCAUGCCAUGACUGCGGAAAAUGUGUCCAAUGACUACAUACCGUCGUAUGUGUGGGCUGUUUCUGGUGUCAACUUGUUUGUGGCGUACACAUUAGACGGCAUCGAUGGCAAGCAGGCUCGUCGCACCGGCACCAGCGGGCCGCUCGGAGAGCUGUUCGACCAUGGCCUGGACUCGUAUUCCGCUGUGCUUAUACCUACGUUCCUGUACAGCAUAUUUGGAAGAGAUGAAGUGAGCACGUUAAGGUUCCUGUUUCUGAUUUGGAACAUAUUCUUCAACUUCUACCUGACGCACUGGGAGAAAUACAACACUGGCGUUAUGUUCCUGCCUUGGGGGUACGACUUCACCAUGAUUGGCUCUUGCAUUCUCCUGCUGGUGACGUCAGUGUUCGGGCCGAAGGCGUGGCACGUGACGCUGCCGGGCGGCAUCACGCCCGGCGUCAUCUUCGAGUUCGUUCUCUACUUCUCCGCCAUGCUCACCAGCCAGACUGUCAUUCUGUGGAAUAUUUACAAGUCAUAUCGCGACGGCACGGGUAAAAUGCGUCCUUUCAGCGAAGCGGUGAGGCCGCUAGUGCCGCUCAUCAUAUUCUUCGUGCUCAGCUCGGUGUGGGCCAUAUACUCGCCUACAGACAUCAUCAACAGAGCGCCCAGGAUCUUCUAUAUACUGACCGGAACUAUAUUCUCUAAUAUUAAUUGUCGCCUCAUAGUGUCCCAGAUGAGCGACACCCGCUGCGAGGUGUUCAACUGGCUGCUGGUCCCGUACGCGGGCGUGGUGCUGCUGGUGCUGGGCGCGGCGCCGGGCGCGGCCGCCGAGCUGCUGCUGCUGGCCGCGCUCGCGCUGCUCUGCUCGCUCGCGCACAUCUACUACGGGACCAAGGUGGUGCAGGAAAUGUGUCAACAUUUCAAUAUAGAAUGUUUCCAUAUCAAACCAAAGAUUAAGUAAUUUAUUUUAUAUGAUUCAGACAAGACGUUGUGGAAGAAUUACAGAAAUUUAAAAUAAGUAAUACUCGUGGUAUGUGGUUGUAUUAAGUAAAGGAAAAGGUAUGCAUACCAUGCUGGUAAUGGGAAGUGUACACAAGUAUGAAGUUCGCCAAUAAUUGGCAAUGCCCUUGCUAAUUUACUAUCACUUAAGAAUUAUUUUAUUUAUUAGUUGAUUACCUGAAACGGUGAAUAUAUUUUUGUUUAUUGAAACAUCAACUUUAAUGGCUGUAAAUUUCUUGCCUUAUAUAGGUAUGCAGUUUUAAUUUAAUUUGUUUUCGCACAUACCUCUAUUGUAAGUAUAUUCCUUAUUAAGAUAUUUUGUCGUGUACCUUUAUCAAUGAGAUAGUCGCGUAUUCUAAGAGACCGCAUUCGUUGUAUAUUACGCCCUAAAUAAGUAUGAUGUUUAAAUCAAAUCAGGGCAAUUCUCAGUGAGCAUUUAUCUUACAAGUAGUAAUAAAUAUUAUAAUAUCUCUUUUCUGUAUACUGAGGUUCAACAACAUAAAAUCAUCUGACAAUGUAUUAAUGGCAAUGGAUUUAAUGUUCUAUUUUUCCAUACUUGUAAAUAUAAUUUUAGUCCAGGGUAAAUAUUCGUAUUUGUUACUGUGUCGGUAAUCUAAUUAUAUCGGGUGGGCAUUUAUUAAACAUAUUUAUAAGAGCUAUAGUCCUCAUAAAGUAAGUCUAAAUCAAAACGUUACUAGUAACGCUAGUCAUGUUUAUUAGUUAUAAAUUGUUACUCAUGCCAUAUAAUAUGUCAUACAAUAGAUUGUAAUUUCAUGCCAAAUGUUUCCAUUUAGGUUUAAAUUUAGUCAAUUUUAUCAAUUAUAGAUACUUUCUGUGAAGUAGUAGGUGUCUAGUAUGAAUGUAUUUUUAUAUACUGAUAUUCUAGACUUGUAAACUCGAUGUUAUAGCAUGUAAUGUUAUAUUUAUUAAGUAGGUACACUUGAUUAUGAUCUGAUAUCUAAAUCUCAGGUUGAUAUGCGCGUUCCUUUUUAUAUUUAAUUAAUUUUAUUUCUGGGACAAGGUAUGAGCAUAUUCCAAUGUUUUGUGAUGGCGUUAAGCAUGAUGAUUUUCAUCAAAGUUACUUCUAGAAAAUUAUUAAUACCACUCACAAACUAGGUACUUGGGUACAAUAAGUCUAAACAGUUUUAAGGGUACUAUUGACAUAUUUAUUAUGAAACUCAGCAGUAUGUUUAAGCAGUAAAUACUUUCAGAAAAGGAGAGCAGUUUUAUUAUUUUGUAAGUACUGAUUGGUGACACUUAAAUCUUACUAUAGUAGAAUAAUCAUUGUAAGAGCAACAUACAAUAAAAAUAUAAAAUGCUGUUAUUUCAAGAUAAACACCUAAUGACUAUAGAUAUUUUAUCUUGGUCAUUAUAAUACUGUCAGCCAUUCCCCAGUAGAAACACAUACAAGAUUAAAUGUUUUGAUAUUCAACCUCACCAUACUUAUUGUUCAUGACAAUUAUCUAUUUAUGUUAAUAACUUGUUGCUGAACAAACCUGAAAAUUAUGGAAUAUUUCCCAUUCUGUAUUUGUUUAGCUCUAAUAUAUGUUCAAUAUUCGAAGUGAAGGUUGCUCAAUCUUGUACCUGUUUUAUUUUAAUAAUAAUAAUUACCACCUGAAGGUUUAAAACCAAAAGGUAUGAACUGUAAAGUAACUCUGCCUCAUCUACAUUUCAAGUCUUUGUAUUGUUAAUAGAGGACUUUUAUUCAAA
This is a messenger RNA of Trichoplusia ni (cabbage looper), 3122 nucleotides long. RefSeq names its product ethanolaminephosphotransferase 1-like. Gene Ontology annotation, molecular function: ethanolaminephosphotransferase activity. The transcript has 9 exons. Bases 217 to 1374 code for a protein of 385 amino acids. Gene Ontology annotation, biological process: phosphatidylethanolamine biosynthetic process. NCBI's taxonomy places the organism in Eukaryota, Metazoa, Arthropoda, Insecta, Lepidoptera, Noctuidae. The record is from RefSeq and is a predicted model, not a curated record. Gene Ontology annotation, cellular component: endoplasmic reticulum membrane; Golgi apparatus.